Neospora caninum is the source of this 2154-nucleotide messenger RNA. RefSeq lists its product as hypothetical. The transcript is spliced from 8 exons. Gene Ontology annotation, molecular function: zinc ion transmembrane transporter activity. Gene Ontology annotation, cellular component: membrane. The record is from RefSeq and is a predicted model, not a curated record. Lineage: Eukaryota; Apicomplexa; Conoidasida; Eucoccidiorida; Sarcocystidae. Bases 1 to 2154 code for a protein of 717 amino acids. Gene Ontology annotation, biological process: zinc ion transmembrane transport.
AUGACGCCAGGCUGGAUGGGAACGGAGUCCGUCCACGACCACCACGACCAUCAGGCGGAAGAUCACGAUGACGGAAACGAAUUCCUGCCUUUGUGGGCAGCGAAAGUUCUGUCGGCGAUUCUCAUGAUCGCCGUCUCUGCGUUGUGCUGUCUCAUUCCUGUGUACAUUGCGAGACAAGCUCGGAAACACUCCCGGAAAGGACGCGAAGGCAGCCGCCUGCGUGUCUUUCAGGCGCUGCUGUCCAUCAUCAACUGCUUUGCCGCUGGCGCCUUUCUCGGCCUGGCGCUCAUUCAUGUGCUCCCCGAAGCAGUCAGCCAGCUGAACGCGCGUGGCUUUCUCCUGGUUCUCGAGGGCGGUUCCUCGCACCACAGCCAUCCUUACAACAUUGCCUACCUGCUGGCUGCAGUAGGGUUCACGGCCAUGCUGGGCGUCGAGACUCUCCUCGGCGGCGGCCAUUCGCACUGCCACCACGACAGCUCUCUGAGUCUGGGUUCCCCGACGACGCGUCCCCCUGGUGCGUUCGUCGUGGCCGUUCCCGACAGCGCUCUCGGCGGCCACUCGCCCGUGCCGUCGCCGCGGUCGCUGCCGCAUUCCUCGCAUCAACACGCCCAACACCACGUCUUGUGCACGACGGCGAACUACUGCCCCGACUGCGACGACUGCCUAGAGGCGAUCACCACCGUGAACGGCAUGUCUGGGGAGAGAGAGUUGCCGGCAGGCGGAAGCGUCGAGCUCAGCCUCGCCAUGCCGAGCGCGCCUGCGUCCACGCCGCCCUCAGUCGACGACCUCACCAUCGUCUCUCCAGGAAAAGAGAACGGCGCUUCCUCCGGCACGCAGACGCACGUCAACGACGGGUGCAAAGCUGCAAGCAAAACGCGGGGAACCCCCGAGGCCGACGGGGCUGCGACGCACGGGGAGAUCUGCGGCGUGGCGUUCGCCAAAGCGUUCGAGGCUCCGGACGUGGCAGCCAGUCGCUCGGACUCGCCUUCGCCCGUGUCGCCGUCCUCAGCGCGCAAACGGGAGUCCUGCAGCUCUCAGAGAGAGCGCUCACGGUCGGGCGAGCCGGAGGGUAGAAAGCCGCUGGAGUGCUGUGGCGAGAAGACAGGCUGCAGGGGGUCGCGACGCGCCGCCGACGAAGGCCACUGCGUCCACGCGGGGGGAUGCUGCGGCGCGAACGGCGAGGGAGCGACGAGAUGUUGCCAUGGCCAUUCGCACUGCCCAGAUUCCGCUUCCCGGAUCCACUCCGGGUCUAUAGGCGUCAAUGUGCAGGGCGGAGACAACCUCGGCGGAAGACAGCCGGACCGGCUUUGCAGCGAUGGCAGCGCCUGCGAGUCUCUGGAACGCCGCGGAAGCAACCUGUCGAAUCCGCUUGCCUCAGGUUUUCCUUCCCAGGCCGAGGAGUCCAACUGUUUCUACAAACCAGUUGACGACUUGAUCCCCCCCAGUCAGGCGCCGUCGUCCGGCGGGCCGGGGCCCUACCCCGGAGACAAAUGCGGCAGGUUCGCCCGCGGCAAGGCUGGCCCUGGCGCGCUGUUGCACCGUCACGAGGAAGUUGGUCGGAGCGCGGGCGCAAACGCGCUCGGGAAAAGAAAGAUCCAGCGGCUUCAGAUGUGCUGCGCGAGCAUCGACAGCGCCAAGAUCUCUCUCGCAGUCGCGCUGGGCGUCCACGCCAUCUUUGAAGGGAUUAUUCUCGGCACAACGCAGAGUAGCCAAAAUGUCUGGAUUGCCACGCUCGCCAUUCUUGGACACAAGGGAGCAGAGGCAGUCGCAGUUGCGUCGGCAGUUCUGAAAAUGAACAUGAGCACGGUGCCUUUCGUCGUCAUGUUGGCGGCCUUUAUUCUUGCUUCCCCCCUGGGCAUCUUGGUGGGGGUUUUCGCAGCGACUGGUGGCACGGCAGUCUCAGGUGUGUUCAACGCUUUGGCUGUCGGCGCAAUUCUCUACGCAACAAAUGAGAUGCUCUCGGAAUUCUCUGGAAGUUGCUCCUGCGGAAAGCGCGUCGUCAAGCUCCUGGCCUUCAUCGUUGGGCUCGGCGUGCUGUUUGGGCUGGACCUCAUUCACACUCCUUUCUGCGGCCACAACCACUCUGACCAUGGGCAUGGCGCGCAUGAGGCUCAUUCCCACGAGAUGCACGAUCAUUCUCGCCAUCACGGGUAG